AUGAAAAGUGCUGGAAAAAAUAAAUUGGGCAAACUUCAACAACAUUUUUCAUCCAUGGCUCAUAAAGCGGCAUUGUCCGAUUAUUGUAAUUUCUUGAUUACAGAAAGGCAUAUUGAUGUUUUCCUAGAUAAAAAUAAGAGAAAUACAUUAAUCGAACAAGAGAAAAUCCAUAGUCAAAAUAAGAGAGUUUUAUGGGUUUUAAUGGAUACAAUCAGAACAUUAGGCAUUCUAGGAUUGGGUUUUCGAAAAUCUGAUUCGGCUUCCGAAGGAAAUUUUGGACAAAUUGUAAACCUUAUAUCACGACAUAACAGUGUCGUGAAACAAUGGUUUGACGACAGAAAAUUGCGCCCUUAUCAUGUGACAUACAUGAGUGGUGAAUCUCAAAAUGAAAUGAUCUCUUUAAUUGGAUCAGAGGUACGUAGUUUGAUAAUUGAAGAAAUUAAAGAAUGUUUAUUUUUUUCGAUAAUGGCUGAUACGACACUUGAUUUAUCCCAUAAGGAUAUACUCUCCCUGGUAAUACGUUAUGCCGACAAUAAGGGUAAUAUUCACGAAAGGCUUAUUAAGACCGUUGAAUGUUGCGAUAAAUCCGGACUGGGUAUGGCCGAGUUGUUAAUUAAAUGCCUAAAUAUCGUCGAGCACAAUGUACCUUACAUUCCCUGUCAAGAUCACAAGACUAAUACAGUGCUUGAACAUGCUUGUAACGUAAGUGCAUUGAUUAGAAACUUUUUUGACACUCUUGAAGAACUUUACGUAUUUUUUACAUCAAGCACAAAAAGAUUUAAACACCUGCAAGAAAAAAUACAAGAAAUAGAUAAAUCAGUUCAACUUAAAAACCUUUCAAGAACCAGAUGGACUGCAAAGGCAGACUCAGUCAGAGCUCUUAACCAAACAGUAGAUCAAAUUAUUGAAGUUCUAUCAGACAUUUCCAAAAAUAGAGAAUUUGAUGGUUCUACAAGAACUAAAGCAUUGGGACUUUACAAAAAGAUUUUAAAUUUUGAUUUCAUAGCUAGCUUCUUUUUUCUAAAAAAUAUUUUACCAAAAAUUAAAAUUUUAACUGAAACGACAGAAACACCUAAUUUAAAUAUAAUAGACUGCAUUAAUUUGAUAAAAACUACUGCCCUUAAUUUAAGAAAUACCGAUUAUGACCAUAACAGUUUAAAUAGUCUAAUUGAAAGUGCCAUAAAAUAUGCCGAAAAAUUAAAUAUUGAUCCUUAUUCUGAUUUUUCGAAAUAUCAUAGACGAAGGAUUAUGCCAAAAAAAAUUGAUGAAAAUCGUGACACUGAAGUCGAUAUGGAUUUAAAAACUUUUUAUAGGCGAGAUUUCCAGGAAAUUUUGGAUACCUUAUCAAGUGGUUUAAAUGAUAAUUUUGAGCAUAUCAAAAAAUCAAUUGAGCCACUGUAUUCAGUUUUAACAUUUCCACUUGAUAAAAGAAAUAUUACCUUAAAGAUUUUAGGUGACAUUGUUGCCAUGUUUCCUCCAGGUUCUAAAAAGCCUGAUGUCCAUUCUUUACAAGGUGAAUUAGAAGUUUUAUUUGAUAUGAACUCUAAAGUAAGUUCUUUUCCUGAACUAUUAUCUAAUGUAACCAAGUUAAAAGAUAAUUUAAAUCAAGCAUUUUGCUUUUGUAUGUUUGUAUUGACUGUACCCUAUGGUGUUUCAACCAACGAAAGGAGCUUUAGUCAAUUAAAAAUUAUUAAAAAUGUGUUAAGAACAACAAUGUCUGAUGAACGGCUUGAUAAUUUAAUGCUAUUAAAGUGUGAAUCUGACAUGGCGUUAAAAUUAGAUUUAGGUUACACAAUUGAUAAGUGGGCAACUCUAAAGAAAAGGCGAAUAAUUUUAAAAUAA
This is a messenger RNA of Diabrotica virgifera virgifera (western corn rootworm), 1842 nucleotides long. RefSeq lists its product as uncharacterized. The transcript has 2 exons. The record is from RefSeq and is a predicted model, not a curated record. Lineage: Eukaryota; Metazoa; Arthropoda; Insecta; Coleoptera; Chrysomelidae. Bases 1 to 1842 code for a protein of 613 amino acids.